UUUCCAUCUCAGAGAAAGUAAGAAUUUAUCAUCAGGAUGGUUGACAUCAUUAAGCCAGCUAGUAUGGUCCUUGAUGUGAUCAAGGAGAUAUACACCAUUGUGGAGAAAGUGAAGUCCUUUAAGAGUAGCAGCGAGACUCUUCAAGGUCGGAUUGCAAAAUUGACACCAGCCAUCAAGAAACUCGCCACCAGUGAGAACAAAGAAAUGAACCAAAAGAGUCUGAAGAAAGCAGCAGUGGAGGGUCUGCUGGUACUUGUAGAGAAGAUCAAAAAUUUCCUCGCCUCACUUACAGAUGACUCCUUCUUCAAGAAGUUUGUAAAUGCAAACAAGAUUGGAAAACGGUUCGACGAAUACAGCGAGCAGUUGGAUAAUCUAUUGAAUGAUUUUCAGUUUCUUUCGCUCGUGCAAAUCGAAGAGGCGAGUUUCAAUCGCAUUAAACAAGAUGAAGAAGACCGUAAGGAAGAUCUGAAAUAUUUUCUUCAAAACACACAACGCCUCGAAGGACUAGAAUUGGGUCAACAACAAAUCACCGAUGAAAUAAGGAAAACGUCGGAAAAAUCAGAACACAAUUUUUACCCUGGACAAGAUGGUGGACCCAAAGAAAUUGACAUGCACAAGCUGGAAAAUAAAACAGAGCUAUCUGGUGAGAGAUUCAUCUACAAGGCUUCAUAUAUGAAGGAAACGGUCGUCCUGAAGGUUUAUGAAGAAGGGUCGAAUUUGAACGAAGAGCCUAUGAUCAUUAUGGAGUAUAUGGAGCGGGGCAACCUUCGUCAUGUUCUAGACACCACCGACCCAAGUAUGCUUCCGUUUCAUAGGCGCAUUCAGAUGGCUCUGGAUGGCGCCCUCGGACUUUAUCGCAUCCAUAACAUGGAUCGAGCCAUGGUUCACCGUGAUUUGGCAAGCCACAGGUUUCUCGUCAAUGCCAAGUGGGAAGUGAAGGUGAUCUGUCAUUUAGCCUUUGAGUUUUUUCACUAA
Molecule: messenger RNA, 975 nt
Organism: Asterias rubens (European starfish)
Lineage: Eukaryota; Metazoa; Echinodermata; Asteroidea; Forcipulatida; Asteriidae
Product: stress-activated protein kinase alpha-like
Exons: 5
Coding region: 37-975 (312 amino acids)
Biological process (GO): cell surface receptor signaling pathway; protein phosphorylation
Molecular function (GO): ATP binding; protein kinase activity
Source: RefSeq, a predicted model, not a curated record